Molecule: messenger RNA, 2631 nt
Organism: Drosophila bipectinata
Lineage: Eukaryota; Metazoa; Arthropoda; Insecta; Diptera; Drosophilidae
Gene: fl(2)d
Product: female lethal d
Biological process (GO): regulation of alternative mRNA splicing, via spliceosome
Cellular component (GO): nucleus
Source: RefSeq, a predicted model, not a curated record
CCAUGAUGGAUUCUGUAACAGAAAGUUGGCAGCACCACUCGAGAAAUUUCAGCUUGGCCGCUUCGCAGCGUCGAAAAAUGCAAAAAUAACGCCGUUAAAGUGUCCAAAACCGACCGAAAAUAUUGAAAAAGUGUAAUACAAAGAACAGUUCACGGCGUGGUCGUUAAUUGGGCGCUGAAACUACGCGAAAAGUAAUCGAAAUCAGCGUCUGCAAAAAGUUUGCCUUCGCGUCUCGCCAUUGAUAGUGGCGCAGGGGCAUUGGUAUUGGUGUAAUUGUAUUGGUGAGAGCGCGCACAGCAGCGGCGUGUUUGUGUGUGUGUCUUUUUCUCUUCCUCCUCCUCCCCCCCCUCCAUAUGAAAAACAACAACGCCAGCAAAGGACCCACACGAACAACAACAACAAGAACCACAACAAGAUAUCGUAACUAGAGCGUUUUAAAUCGAGUUAUGAGUGUCGCUGCAAUGACUAUGGACGAUCAAAGACCCUUGAUGAGCAGUUACGAUAAAAUGCCCACCUCGAAAUACGAGCAAAAUCUAAACCUUUUAAACAGCAGUGGCGGUGGCGUCGCAGGCAGUGGCAGUGGCGGCGGUGUAGGCAGUGGGGGAGGUGGCGGCGUUGGGGGUGCCGGUGCCACCAAUCAGCCCGCUCCCCCGCCCUCCGGACCCGCCUCGCCCACGCCAUCCGGUCCUGAGGAGCAUCAUCAUCAUCUCCACCAGCACCAUCAUCAUCAUCACAAUCAGAGCCAGGACCAGCAACAACAACAGCAACAACAACAACAACAACAGCAGCAACAAAAUGCCGUUGCAGAGGCUGUUGCAGCCGCCGAACAGCGUCAUCGGUUGCUCGAAGAUGAGAUCGAGAAUCUCAAGAUGGAGCAGAUCCGCAUGGGGCAGCAGUGUGCCGACGCCCAGCGAAGGGAGAAGAUUCUUAUGCGCCGACUGGCCAACAAGGAGCAGGAAUUCCAAGACUAUGUGAGCCAGAUAGCCGAGUACAAGGCCCAGCAGGCACCCACUGCCCUGGCCCUUCGCACUGCCCUCCUCGAUCCGGCUGUCAAUCUGCUCUUUGAGCGCCUCAAGAAGGAGCUGAAGGCCACCAAGUCCAAGCUGGAGGAGACGCAGAACGAGCUCUCGGCAUGGAAGUUCACCCCGGACUCGAACACCGGCAAGCGGCUGAUGGCCAAGUGCCGACUGCUCUACCAGGAGAACGAGGAGCUGGGCAAAAUGACCUCCAACGGCAGGCUGGCCAAGCUGGAGACCGAGCUGGCCAUGCAGAAGAGCUUCAGCGAAGAGGUCAAGAAGUCCCAGUCGGAACUGGACGACUUUCUGCAAGAACUGGACGAAGAUGUGGAGGGCAUGCAGAGCACCAUUCUGUUCCUGCAGCAAGAACUGAAGACUACAAGGGACCGGAUUCAGUCGCUGGAGAAGGAGAACGCCCAACUGAAGCAGGUCAACAGCCCCAAGGACGAGCCUGUGGCGCCCGCGCCAGCCACCAACGGCAGCACCAUCGCCAAGACAAUAUCCAAGCUGGAGACCAUUGAGGAGAACGCGUGCUUGGCCACUAAUCCCCCGGAACCGGAAGCUUUCAACGGCGCGGCCUCCAACAUUAUCAACAACGAACAGACCACGAUUGGCGACAACCUACCAGUCGCUGAGGACACCAAUGGCAACGGAAACGGCACUGACAACGCGGCCAGAUUGGCGCGCAAACGAAACUACGAGGAGGAACCAACGCCGGCCGUCAUCCCCAAUCCGGUUGCCUACAAUGUGGAGGAGGUGGUGCCGUUGAGGGAAGUGACUGCUCCACGAACUCUGCCGCCCAAGAAGUCCAAGCUGCGCAGCCUCACCACGCGACGCAACUCCCAGCUGGAAGACGAAAUCCCGACUGUGACGCCCGUGGCGGUGAUGCCAGUGAUUGUGGACAACGCUGUGGCUGGCAUGGCCAGUGAGGAGGCGGCCGCUGCAGCUGCGGCGAUGGGAACAAACGCGGAAACGGGCCUGAUCAUUGGGGCGGCAGCAGGGGUGGCUAACGAAGGUACUGAUGCCGCGUCUGCGGCACCGGGCCGCAUCCUGACGCGCCGCCGAUCGGUGCGGAUGCAACAGAACGGAAGCGGGGCCGUCGAUUACUCAACUUAAGAACCGUUUGCCCUUUGAUCCUUGCCCUCUUUAUGAUUUGUUUCAUAUCGAUCGUUAAUUCCUGACGUUUACUUUUGUGAAUUGAGAUUUCAGAACAGAGAGAGACUUCAACUAAUAAUCUAAUCUAUCAUCUUAAAUUGUUUUAUUCUUUUUAACCAUUCGUCUUGUAAAAUACGUUUAUCAUUCUGUUUGCAACAUAAGCAUACAUACUGCGCGAUUUAUACAAAGUCACUGCUUUACAUACGAAACACACUAUGUAGACCACAGGCAUACUUGCAACGAGCUCAUCCCAGACUCAAUCAAAAUCCGACUAUUUAUGAUUUUUUUUUAAUCCGGCUACACUGAAACAGAUAACUUGGACAAAACAAAAAACUCGUCAUUUAGCUAAAUUAGAAAUUAAUUAUCGAGUUAAGGCUUUUUGUAAUACAAUGAAAGUUAUGUAAAAUAAUAUAAACUUGUGUUAAAAUAAAUUGUUAAGCAUAAAGAAUAUUUCAAAAAA